This is a messenger RNA of Harpia harpyja (harpy eagle), 2081 nucleotides long. It is a transcript of the gene C3AR1, whose product is annotated as complement C3a receptor 1. The transcript is spliced from 2 exons. Gene Ontology annotation, molecular function: G protein-coupled receptor activity; complement component C5a receptor activity. Bases 575 to 1693 code for a protein of 372 amino acids. The record is from RefSeq and is a predicted model, not a curated record. Gene Ontology annotation, cellular component: plasma membrane. NCBI's taxonomy places the organism in Eukaryota, Metazoa, Chordata, Aves, Accipitriformes, Accipitridae. Gene Ontology annotation, biological process: phospholipase C-activating G protein-coupled receptor signaling pathway; chemotaxis; positive regulation of cytosolic calcium ion concentration.
CUGAGUACAAUGUUCUGUAUUUGGUGAACUAAGAUGUCUCAGGCUGGGACAGAAACUGAUCUGGAUUGGUAAGAACCCCAGAAAUGGGAUUAGCUAGGUGAAUGUGCUGACCUGAUAAAACAUGGAAGUGGCUAAAGGACAACAGAUCAGACACCUGAUGGUGGCAUGGCAGGGUUUAGAAUUGUGAAUUACAUCAAGCAAAGAUCAGCGUUACAUGAACAGGCAAGACAUCUGAUUCAGUUGUCUUACAGAAACUAUAGUAAAGUCUGUGCCUGUGCCUAUCAUUCCCUUGCUUUCUAUUAUUCUUUGACUCAGGGCACUGUCUUAGUUUGACAGUGUUGACGGAGAUUCUUUUGGUUCCACUAUGUAUUUUAUCAGCAGAUCAUAUCUAAAAUUUCAAACAUGAGUCAUUCUAAGCCUUUCCUUCAGAGUGGAAGAACAUACUUAGCACACACAGGAAAAAAGCAGUUCCUAUAAUGUCACAUGAGUUUCUUUUUUCAGUCAGUCCAGAGACAGGACUGAUGGUACUUGCUCCCUGACACACCGAAAAAUACCUGCUUCACUCCGCUACAGAAUGCCUCAACUCCUGGGUAACAGCAGUUCACAUGAACAGGCUGCUGUAUAUUAUGCAUCAGAAUCCAUUGUCUCCAUUGCUAUCUUCAUCAUCGUUAUCAUCAUAGGUAUCCCAGGCAAUGGACUGGUGAUCUGGGUAGCCGGUCUGAAAAUGAAAAGGUCUGUGAACAUUGUCUGGUUCCUAAACCUUGCUGUGGCUGACUUCAUAUGCUGCUUGUCCUUGCCGUUUUCCGUUGUUCACCUGGCCCUCCAUGAACACUGGCCAUAUGGUUGGUUCCUCUGCAAAGUCAUUCCAUCAGUCAUAAUCUUCACCAUGUUUGCUAGCGUCUUCCUACUCAUGACCAUCAGCAUUGACCGGUGCCUCCUUGUGAUGAAACCUGUCUGGUGUCAAAAUCAUCGAACAGUGAAAUUUAUAUCACUAAUAUGCAGUGGCAUUUGGAUCCUGGCCUUCAUUUUCUGCUGUCCUGUCUUCCACUACCGUGAUACUAGCACUCAUGAUGGCAAAACUGAGUGUGGGUACAAUUUUGGAGAUGAUGAGGUGCUAGAUUAUAUGAAUGAUUCUGUAAAUGAGUUAUUGGAAGAAUACUCACUUUUAGUCUACAAUGGUAAUGACUCAUGGGGAAAUUUCUAUGAAGGUGAUUAUUCUGUAUCCCUUGCCUUAGUGGUAAUAAACAUCACUAGGGCUGUCUUUGGCUUUGUACUCCCCUUUGGCACAAUGGCAGUUUGCUAUGCCCUUAUUGCUUUCAGAAUGCGUGCAAAUCAGUUUCACAAGCCACACAGCAGGAUGCUGCGAACAAUUGUGCUCAUGGUGGCUGCAUUCUUCAUCUGCUGGGCUCCAUACCAUGUAGUUGGGAUUCUGUCCCUUGUACCUACUCUUGGAACAGGACUGAGCGAGUCAUUGAUCCUCUGGGAUCACCUCUCUACAGCACUUGCAUACGCCAACAGCUGCAUCAACCCCUUGCUCUAUGUCUUUGUGGGACGGGACUUCAGGGCAAAGGCACGGCAGUCACUGCAAGGAAUCUUGGAAGGUGCCUUUACUGAGGAGCCAACACGUUCGAUGCCUUACUCCCUUCACGGAAGCAAGACUUCAACAGAGAAGGAUGUUAGCAGCACAGUGUAAUGCAGGACUUCUGAUCGCUGCUGUAGAAAGAGCAAGCUAUGGCUCUGCACAUCAGUCACUCUCUACUUAACUUUUUUUUUUUGCUCCAACACAUUUGAUUAAUCCGCAGAUCCACACACAGGGCACUGAGAUGGUUCAGAUCAGAACAGCUACCCCGCUUUAUAUCCUACUCGAGAGAUGGGAAGUUGGAAGUACCAAGAGUGAUAAUCUGAGGGAAGACUGGUGAAGCAGGAGACACAGAGUACUUCAGCCUUUGAAGGACACAGGCUUGCAGAAUGAUUUGCAGUGGGAUCAUGUAGUUCAACCUCUGAAUUGCUAGAUGAGAAUGUCAUUAUUUUCAUAUGUCUAUGUUCUACAUCUGUCUCUGAUAAAGUGCAGGUGAAACUAA